AUUAAGAAAAAUAAAUUCACUACAGAUUUCCAAAGGCUUGGAGAAAUUUGAGCUUUCAUAUAAUACUUUAUAAACUAGACAGUCUAAAUAGCCAUCAAAUGUCACGAUUCCACUAGUGAUGGCUGUGUCGAAUGCAAAUUAAGUGUUCAAUCCUGUGAGGUGCUGAGAUCCUCCAACAACCACUGCAAUAUGUGAUCGCUGAGCAUGUUCAGCAUCUUCUAGUUACAGGCUCUAGUUUUCACUGAAUGUUUCCAAGAAUGUUGUUUGCCUCAUUUUAAUCAUUCAUUUUCCCAGACCUCUCCAUUUUCAGUUCUGACUUUUGCUACUAUUACCUUUUUAAAAUGUUGGGCUAGAUAAUUUACGAUGUAAAGCUCCAUUGACUUCACCAGCUAAGGAUGUGGCCCUUAACUUUUACUUUAGUAAGUUCCUCCUAAUGCAUGAAAGUCUGUCCAUUGUAGUGCAGGGGAAAAAAAAUUAAGGGCUGUAACAGAGUUCAAAUUAUAGUUACCCCCCGAGUGACCUUAGAAAAAUACACGCUAAGUAGCUUCUCUCUUUGUACAUAUGAAAGAGCAGAUCCUCAGCUAGUUUACGUCAGAGUAACUCAGUUGAUUCCUGUCUCUGAUUUUCUUGUCUUUAUCUAGUUAGUAAUGUGGGCUGCUUCAUUAUUUCACAUUGAUUUUUUUGUAUAGGAAGAAUAGGGCAUUUAAAAUAACUAAUUUAGCAUUUUAGUUCUAUUCCACGGACAGUUCAUAGAACACUGGAGUAAGUGAGAGCAUUAUCAAGCCCCUUGGUUGAACACUCUCUGGGCCAGAUUCUGAUCUCAGUGAUAGUGCUGUAAGGUGAAACUCUGUGUCCAGUGGAUUACAGUGGGAUCAGAAUCAAAGGAAGGGUGAAGAUGGUGCAAAGAGGAGCCACAAAAAAUAUUCAAGGACUGGGAAAAAUGCCUCAGAGCUAUAAACUGAAGGAGCUCCAUCUGUUUAGUUUAUCAAAAAGUAUCUUGAUUACAGCGUAAUCAUUUAUAGAGAGAAAAUACUGGUAGUGAUGGACUCUUUAAUACAACAGAGAAAGGCACAAUGGGAACCACUGUCUGGAAUUUUAAAGGCAGACAAAUUCAAAUCAGAAAAAAACACGCCUUUUUAACAGCAACGUUGUUUGACUAUUGGAACAAACUACCAAAAGAAGUGGUGGAUUUUCCAUCUCUUGAAGUCUUCAAGAAGAUAUACUUUAAUUAAACACAAACUAUUGGGCUCAAUACAGGGAUAACUGGGUAAAAUUCUAUAACUUAUGGUAUACAAUAAGUCAGACUAUAUGAUCGAAAGAUCUGCUCUGGUUUAAAAAAUCUUUGAAUCUAUGAAAAAAUACAGUACCAGGCUUGUUGAGUCUGGAUGGUCUAAACAAGCAACUUAUCCUGCCUAACGUAUAUUAUCUCAGAAAGAGAAUGAAUUAAGAAAAGAAAAAUACUUCUUUACUCAUUGAAAAUUUUACCCAUUGAUAAUAAUUUGGUUUUACUCAUACUAACUGCAAAAUCAUAGUCAGAAUCAUUUUAGUUAAUUUGACUUUUCAGUGUAUUGGAACACAAAAAAUUAUAGUGAAGAUAAAGCCAUAAGGUGAAACGGGGGUCUAUUUUUCAUUUCCCAGAUUUAUUUUGAAUAAAUACUUUCUUAGAUGUAGAGAGAGAGGGCCAGAUUCUUCACUGCUUUGCACCUUAUAUAGUCCUUUAUACUGUGCAAAGUAGAUAUAAAAUGCUAUUAGAUCAGAAUAGCAUUCUACACCCAUUUUGCACACACCUUGCAUGGGUAUAAAUUGUACACCAAUUUUUGAUAGUAAGCUUUUGGGGGGAAAGGAACUCUCAUUUAUUAUAUUUGUACAGGUCCUGGCAAACUAAGGCCCAUCUUGGUUGUGACCAAUAUAAAGGUUAAAAAAUAAUAAUGAAUAAAAAGCAUAAAUAACUAAAUGAAGUGCAAAACAGUGGAGUCAAGUCCAACUCUUCUAGAGGAAUGAAGCUGUGUUCUGUGCAAGCACCGGGGUGGAGAAAGAGAAGUGGUAAAAGUGAUUUUUAUUAUUGAAAAGUAUGGAAAAACCAGGUUUCAAACUGUUGCAUAAUAUUUGUAUUUUACCUGCCUUCUUGUUCAUUUUCAGCAGGUGCUGCUACUUGCUGCAAUUGCUUUCUCUGCAAAAAACUGAUUGUGGUGAUUUAGAUCUAUGGAAGCUGCAUGUUGGUUCUCCUCAAAAGCAGUCAUCAGUGGUGAUGAUAGAUUUUCUUUUUUCCCUUCUCAGUGAUUUUUAAGACUGGGUGGCAGCAGGGAGAAAACAAGAGAAGCAUUUUGAUGGCCUUAGAGGGUCUGAUCCUGCAAGCACUCUAUGCAUAAGGUAUCUCUUGAAAUCAAUGGGAGUUAUGCCCAGAGAGUGCUUACAGCAUGAAGUCCUUCAUCAGAGAAGUCUUUGAACAGCACAGGUUAGACAGCAAAGUGCAUCUGUGUUCUUGAAAAGCUUGAAAACACACAAAGCGUUUUCUUAAAAGCAAGAAAUUUGCAAACCAAAUAAAAAUGUCAUACAAAACCAAUGGGUUCCCCUCCUUCCCAUCCCUCCCAGGUUCUUUGGGCUGUAUAUAAUAGAAUAACUAACAAACAAGCUCUAACUAAUAUGCCUUCUUGACUUUUUGGACCUUUAAGAGAGGGUAAGUUUGGAGAAGGCUGGACUGAGGCAGCUGUUGUAGGGCAACACAUUUCACUCCGCAAGAUGAAUAUGGAAAGAGAUGCUUUUCCUGCAAAGCCUUUUAAAAAUGUUACUGUUGAAAUAACAUUUCUGAACUGAACUGCAACUUUCAGGUGCUUUCUCUCCAUCCCCACCCAUCUUCCCCUGAGAUACACCUUGGGUUUUAUAAGGUGGGGGUGGAUCCACACAGUAUGCUCUAUAAAAUUCGGAGGAAUAAAGAAAACAAGUCAUAAGGCACGACCCUACUUUCCUCGUGCACCCAAACAUUCUAUUUAAGUCCAUGGCUGUGUUGGGUGUGCAUUUGAGACCAUAUCCACUGCUCUAGUGCUCAGCCCGAGUUGCAGAUUUGUGUGCUGGGAGCGAUGCAAAUUUGCCUGAAGUUGCCCUGCAGAAGCGUCUUAGCAUAUCUGCUCUAUGUGUGAGACCAGCUGAAGGUUUCAUACGGCAGAAGAUCAUCUGGCUUUAGCAACCAUUGCCUGGCCCUUCUUAUUCAGGGAGCUCUCAUGAAGCUGACUCCCUGCUUUGAAUUCAGCCCUCUUAUAGAGUGCAAGUGCACCAGUUUCACCACCAGGGGGACCUCCACAUUCAUAGAGGAGGAGACAGGGUGUUUGCCUAGGACUGUGGAAUCAGGCCUUUAAUAUAGUUUUUGGGAGCUGUGUAGAAUUCAGAGCCCAUCAAAAUGUCACUGGUGCCAACUCUUAUGAUUGUAUUGCAAGUUUUGCAAUAUCUGGUGUGAGAUCUUGGCUGCGUUUAAUGGCAAAACUCCCGUCGACUUCAAUAGAGCCAGAAUUUAACCCUUCAUCUUUUAUCUGAAGCCGCAGGUCCAGCAGACAAAUGAUUGUUCAAGAAUUUCAGCUUUCAUUUAAAAAAUGUACGUUUCUAACCUUCAUGACAGGACAGAAAAGCAUGAAAACAGGACCCAUUAACUUGUGAAGUUUGAAAAACAGAAAGUAAAUCAAAAGAACCCCAUAUUUAUUAUUUUAAAAUCUCAUGAUUUGUAAGCCAAUCUCAUGGUUAUGGGAGCCUGACACAUGAUUUUUUAUGAUGUUUGAUCUUUUAAUUUGGAUUUGAGAAGCUGUUCAAGCAAUGUGCCAGUUACACAUGGAAACAGCGAAGGGGAAAUGGGCUUUGUUCUGCUUGCUGACAUUGCUUGUGGAUCAGGCAGGAUUACGUGAAUAACACACUGAAUAUGAAUUAUACAUCCCUGAAGUCCUCAGUUUGUGCCUAUCCAAUAAAGUAAUCAUGUGUCAAGGUAUCUCAUUGUCUUUCUGUUAUUUAACUCUAUCUAUGUGGAAUGGUGUUAGUUCCAGAUAGGGAAUGCAAAUUCCACUUGCAGCAUUUUUAUUGUCUAAAUAAAAAUUAAACAUAGGUAAAUCAGAAUGAUUUAGGUGAUGAAUCCAGCUGCUUGUAGGUUUAAAGGCUGCUACACUUUUGCGGUUUGACUUUUAUUAUUACUUUGAUAGGCUGAAUACAAAAAUAAUGACUUUAAUCCACAGCCUCCUGAUCUCAGGGAGACAGCAUCUGCUACACUACACCCCUGUCAAAAGGUGGCGCAUGCACCUCUUUGUUCUGUGCAGAGAUAGGUGAGGUAUAAGUUCUGCUCUUCCCCCCCCCCAACUUCCCCAGGCCCUUUGGGGAAUCCACCAAUGGUUGUAGCAGUCAACUCAGAGAAGCACAGGGACUUCACUGUGCCAAGUCCUUGCCUGGGGGAGCAGGAGGAAAGGUUUCCUUGAAUCUUCUCUCCUUCCUUAUCCACCCAUGCAAGAUUGAAUGCAGUUGAGCCUUAAGAAUAGGAAGAUAGUCAAAGUGUAGCAGAUGCAUGAAAAUGAGAGAUGUCUUAAUCCAAUCAUUAAAUCUGUGCUUCCCCAAACUUUGGAAAGUUCAACUCCAGAUCCAAACUUCAUGACUUGGGCCCUCUCUAAGAAAAAUGGGCGUAUAAAGAACCUGGAUAUAAAUGGCAGAUGCAUAAAUACAUUUUAAAUGUAAUAUAAUAACACUUAACACUUAUAGUGCUUUUAUUUCUAGAUUUCAAAGCAAUUUACAAAUAUGGAUACAUGUUAUUGUCCCCACUUUACAAAUGGACAAGUUGAGGCAGGCAGAAGUGAAUUGACUUGCUGAAGAUCAAAUAGUGUGUCAGUGGCAGAGCCUGGAAGAGAAUGCAAAUCUCAAGACAAUCAGUCUGGUGAUUUAUCCUCUGUGCUGCUUCUUGAAUUUAUUUUUCAGUAAUUGAUUCUUCACUGGCCUGUGAUAAACCACUGAAGUGUUGCAGCUUGUUUACAUUGUUGGUGGUAUUUUGUGAUCAAAGGAGUAGGUACCCUUGCUUUUCACUGAUGCUCAGAAAAUCAGUUCAGUGAGAUCUACGUCCUCUAGGCUUUAAGCAAAGUAUUCCCAAGCCCCUCAAGACACCAAAAGAAAGGCAAAAUCCAACCAACCAGCCAGCAUGGAAAAUGGGGGCUUUACCAACAUCUAUGAAAAUAUAGAGAACACUGGCCUCUGUGAGAUUCUUGAUUCAGAGGAAGCAAAAGAGGAUCAUCUUUAUGAGCAAGUCCAUGAAGACCCAGCAUCUCCUUCUUCCACCACCACUCCAGAAAGCAUGGACAUCAGCUGUCAGGAGAGCCCAGAACACAGCCGCAGCAAUUCUGUCUCAUCUCAGCAAGGAGCUGAUGGGGAGAAUGGUUCAGCUUCCUCUCAGCAAGGGGCUGAAGGGGACCAGCAUCUCCAGGAAGAGAUGGAGAUGAUGAGCCCAAGGCCCAGUGAUGAAUGUGUAGAAAGGAUGGUGUUUGGAAAUAAAAUCCCAUCUCCUACUGGAUUCAGUCUUCAUAAGAGCCUGGGCACUUCCUCCACCUUCCCAACUUCCACCAGAUUUCCAGCUAACAACAACUUAGGAGAAACUGACAACUUUCAGAAGGAGUAUGAGAUUUUCCUCUUUGUUAAGGCUGGUAUAGAUGGAGAGAGUAUUGGGAAUUGUCCUUUUUCACAGCGUCUCUUCAUGAUCCUCUGGCUCAAAGGGGUUGUAUUUAAUGUCACCACAGUUGACCUGAAAAGAAAGCCAGCUGAUCUACACAAUUUGGCCCCUGGCACCCACCCACCAUUCUUGACUUUUAAUGGAGAGGUCAAGACGGACAUCAACAAAAUCGAAGAGUUCCUGGAGGAGAUGCUUGCACCUCCAAAGUACCCCAAGCUGGCUGCUACACAUCGUGAAUCAAACACUGCAGGGAUAGAUAUCUUCUCCAAAUUCUCUGCAUACAUAAAAAACACCAAGCAGCAGGACAACGCUGGCCUUGAGAGAGGUUUGACAAAGGCAUUAAAGAAGCUGGAUGACUAUCUGAACACCCCUCUGCCUGAAGAAAUUGAUGCAGACAGCACUGAAGAGGAGAAAGUGUCUAAACGCAAGUUUCUGGAUGGGGAUGAGCUGACGCUUGCCGAUUGCAAUCUUCUGCCCAAACUUCAUGUUGUUAAGAUUGUAGCUAAGAAAUAUCGCAACUAUGAGUUCCCAACAGAGAUGACGGGGCUAUGGCAAUACCUGAAGAAUGCUUAUGCCAGGGAUGAAUUCACCAACACCUGUGCUGCGGACAAAGAAAUUGAGCAAGCGUAUGCAGAUGUGGCCAAGCGGCUCAGCAAAUUCUAACUGACCUCCGCAAGGGCUCAGUAUCCCCAGGGGAUUCCCAGUUCACAGAUUCCUUUCCUUGUUGUCUUAGGAGAUAUUCUUCAUCAUGUUUCUGGUUGGCAUCCCCAUGACUUCAGCUGUUAGAGUGUAUUGGUCAGGGCCAAAUCUGCCUCUCCCUAGAGAAAACAUAAGGCAACUGCAGGGGGGUAAAAAACCCUCUGGAAUCUGAACCCAAGAGCUGGAGCAAGUAUUAUUAUUGGCAAUCAUCAUCUGUAUUUGAAACUAUUCAUCUUUUUUAUUUGUUAAUAUCAGCCACCUAUUUUAUUGGGAAUUUUAAAAAAUAGGAUAUUUAGCUGAAAAAUGCAAGUAGAUGGGUUAGGAAUGUACAGAACUGGUUCUUCUCUGGCCCUUUUCAAGGACACUUUUGUCUGAUGUGAUCUAUCCAAAAUAACACUGCUAGUGGGAACCUUGAGGUAGUAGGAAUGAGGUUUUGUCUGAAAGCAAAAAGAGUUUGACCCUAAGGGAGAAAUUUCCUUAGCAGAUAUAUUCAAAAACCUCUGUUUUAAUAGAGCUGGAAGAGGUUAUAAGAUGCUCAUUACUGAUGUGGCGCUAGUGAGGAAAGCAUCAAUGGAUAUGUCAAACUUGCAGAUGCUGCUUGGCAUAUGAUUUGCAUAUUUCCACUUCAUCCGAAUCAUAAAAGGAAAAGAGAGAGAAUGAGAGAUGAACUGGGCAGUUCACCCAAAAGCCCACUAGAUCUUUGGGGGGACAUGCUCAGAUUCUAUAGUGAUAGGGGGCAUAUAAUUACCCUGUUACGUAGAAAGAAUCCUCACAGCUAGCUGAAUUGUUUUAGAUAUUCUCAUCUUAACUGUAUAUUUGCCAGCUUAUUUAGCUUGAGAGCCAUGGAUGGGAGUGGAAAUCUGUUGCCUCGUAUGAAUGCCAGAUUGGGUAGAAAUACCCAAUUUAUUUUUGAGCUUUUGAAAUUGAUCACCUUUCAAAGUUCAUCUCCCAUUCUAGAGAG
Messenger RNA from Dermochelys coriacea (leatherback sea turtle), 7340 nucleotides. RefSeq names its product chloride intracellular channel 5 (gene CLIC5). NCBI's taxonomy places the organism in Eukaryota, Metazoa, Chordata, Testudines, Dermochelyidae. The record is from RefSeq and is a predicted model, not a curated record. Bases 5156 to 6343 code for a protein of 395 amino acids. The transcript is spliced from 7 exons.